Molecule: messenger RNA, 692 nt
Organism: Dermacentor silvarum
Lineage: Eukaryota; Metazoa; Arthropoda; Arachnida; Ixodida; Ixodidae
Exons: 4
Coding region: 68-508 (146 amino acids)
Source: RefSeq, a predicted model, not a curated record
AGGAAACCACCAUCAUCAUUGUUGCGAAUACGGGACCCGAAGAAGACAAGACAGAAGCCGCUGAGAGAUGUCGCUGAGUGAGUACCCUUUCCCAGUGAAGGAGAGGGACCCGAGAGAGGGCAGGUACGAUCUGCCAAAGUACGUGGUGAACUCCUACGGAGACUACGUCAUGGAGAUGCUGCUCACCGAGGAGCUGCCGGAGCCUCCGCCGGCAGACACCGCCGCCGCGCGCAUCCGCUUCAUCCUGUCCCUGGCGAUGGCCGUGCUUCUGUGCGGGGUCACGGGUCUCGGCGUAGCCGUCAUCCUCCAAAAUUCUGGAGCGUUCUUCGACCAGACGUCCCGCGACGCUGACGACGCAGAGGCCACCGGAAUCUGGAUUCAUGGCGGGAUGCCGUUCCCCUUCGCGAACGACAGCUGGUGGACCACGAGCGACGACCUCGCCUCGAACGACACGACCAGCAACACUUCUUCAGUGCUGACGGGGACUGAGCAGAUGACGUGGUUAUAGCGCGCAGACAGCCAUAUGCCACACGCCGCUUUCUAGAACAGUGAAGACUUCUUCCCCAACGAUUUCUUCUCUCACGUUCAAGCACCCCUAGUUGCGGCCCAAGUCGAUUGGUUGAUUCACAUUGAUUGCAGUUGUUAUGCUUUGUAUGAUUUCAUCGCUUUUUAUAACCUGAUUUCUGUUAAUG